Penicillium macrosclerotiorum is the source of this 984-nucleotide messenger RNA. RefSeq lists its product as uncharacterized. Bases 1 to 984 code for a protein of 327 amino acids. Gene Ontology annotation, biological process: cell wall modification. Gene Ontology annotation, molecular function: pectinesterase activity. NCBI's taxonomy places the organism in Eukaryota, Fungi, Ascomycota, Eurotiomycetes, Eurotiales, Aspergillaceae. The transcript is spliced from 5 exons. The record is from RefSeq and is a predicted model, not a curated record.
AUGAGAUUCAUUACCCUUGUUUCUUUUGCAGCCUCAGUUCUGGCGGCCAGUCGCACCACACCUCCAACUGGAUCUAUCGUUGUGGCCAAGUCAGGCGGUGAUUACUCGACAAUUAGCGAGGCAAUUUCUGCCUUGGAUACCGACACGUCUGAUAGCCAGAUCAUUUUCAUCGAGGAAGGCACCUACGAAGAGCAGGUGUAUAUUCCCAAAUUAUCGGGGAAGCUGAUCAUCUAUGGACAAACUGAAGACGACACUACCUACUCCUCGAACACCGUCACCAUUACCUACGAUCUGAGCUUGGCAGAUGCCAGUGAUGAUGACGAAACUGCCACCUUGAGAAACUAUGCUGCUAAGAGCAGCAUCUACAAUAUCAAUGUGAAAAAUACCUAUGGCGAGGGUCACCAAGCUCUGGCUCUCAGUGCAUACAACACUGAGCAGGGUUAUUAUGGAUGUCAAUUUACCGGAUUUCAAGAUACUGUUCUGGCCGAAACUGGCUACCAGGUGUACGGGAAAUGCUACAUCGAAGGCGCGAUUGACUUCAUCUUCGGUCAGACCGGCAAUGCCUGGUUUGACACUUGUCAAAUCGGUGUCUUGAAAUACUCGGAGGGCACUAUCACUGCGCAAGGGCGCCCUUCUAGCUCUGAUGAUGGAUACUACGUUCUCAAUGAGUGUACUGUCGAAGCUGCGUCGGGGGAGGACGUGACCGAGGGAACGUACUACCUUGGUCGGCCCUGGACUGAGUACGCGCGCGUGGUCUUCCAGAAUACGUACCUAAGCGACGUUAUCAACUCAGCGGGCUGGAUCGAGUGGUCAAGCAGCGAACCCAAUACAGAGGAUGUUCUCUUCGGCGAGUAUGACAACUCCGGCGAUGGGGCUGAAGGCAGCCGGGCCAGCUUCGCUUCCACUCUCUCUGCCGCAAUCACCAUCACGGACAUUCUAGGCAGUGAUUACGAAGACUGGGUCGACACUAACUACCUUUCUUAA